CAUAACAGUUUUAUUUAACUGACGAGCGAGCGCAGUGCGUUAUGUUACCUUGUUAGCUUCGUGUGAACAGACUCUUUGGAAACCUUAGAGAUAUUUGAGGUGUUUUUGUUUUUCUGCAUUUGAUCAUGUCUGUUUUCCGGACUUUCUCCGCGGUUCUCCUCAUUUACUUAUUGGUGCAGAAGAGUUGUUCUGUGAUGAUCUACGCAAAAGUCGGUGACACGGUUGUCCUGCAUCCAGGUCGGAGUUUUGAUAACAUCACUUCCAUAAGUUGGGGGCACGAAAUGAGCCCCAUCUUGGAGUGGUUUGGACAGGACAUUAUUUUUUACAAAAGUCAAAAAGGUCGCAGUAACUUGGAAAAAACAACAGGAAGUUUGAUCAUCCACAACCUGACUGUAGAGGACACCGGCCGCUACACACCUGAGAUUAACCGCGUGAGUCAUAACCCAGUGGUUCUCCAGGUCAUCGAACCAGUCCCAAAACCGAUGGUGCACUUAAAAUGCAACCCUAGGAAAACCCUCUGUGACCUCACCUGUAAAGCCAACACCAGUUCUCGGUUUGGACCCGUCAUGUACAGAUGGGAAGCAGGAAACAAGGUGGUGUCCACUGAUAAUCAGCUGAGCUUAACAACGAAAAAUCAGAGUCGUGCCUACACCUGCAGGGUGAAAAACCCUGUUAGCACCUCGUCCAGCGACGAGGUGGCGACCCCUAUUACAGAAGGGUUACAUCCUUCAGCAGUGGUGGUACCUGUUGUACUUGUAGUCCUGGUUCUGGUUGUGGCUGGUGGCUAUGUCAAGCACAGGAAAGAGAUGAAACAAGCACUGAAUGUUGAAGCAGCCCAUGCAGAGAGGACUGCUAUGAGCCUGAAAGUCAUGAGGAGAAACGGAAUGAGUUUGGAAAGUUUUGAAAGUGGAUUGAUGUCACCAGCGAUGACGAAGACCAACUCCAGACAAGGACGCCUUUAUCUCCAUGAUGAUGAAGAACAACGCCUGCAUGACGACCAGGAACUUAAGAAGCAAAUCCAGGAGCUUCAAGCUAACACAGACGUCUAAAUUCAUCACAGACGUAUUGAAUCGAGCAAAGCACCUCUUGAGCUUUUUCUUUGCAACCUCACAGAAAACUAAAUACAUUUUAUUUGGAGUUUGAACACAAAGUAGUUUAGAAGAAUGUCACGUUGUUGCGCUGUUGACAGAAUAUGAACCGUUCCUGGCAUGUUAAUUCCUUUUCGAAGAUCUAUCUUAAUAUUUAAAGGGUGGACACAUAAUGUCGUUUUAAUAAGAAGAAAAUAGAAAUGCAGCAACUCAGGCUAGUUUGAGAGCGCUGCUUGUUGACCGAGGAAGAAUCCGGAAGUGAUGUUUUCACCCAAGACGAGCAGCUUUGUGGGAUAAUACCAUUACACCACAAAGAAUGGUGUUAGCUUAUUUAAGUUUCCUAACUUAAACAUGUUAAGUUAGGGGCAUAUUUAGGUAAACUAGUGGCUAAGCUAGUCCACUCUGUGCUCUGAACAUCUUGAGUCGGACUGCUUUGAUUUUGUCCCCUCUUAAAAGAGUUGCUCGCUUUUUUUUGUACAACUCAAACAUGUGCUGCUCUCUGCUGCAGUACCAACUGCGCCCCCCAGGGGCGCUGCAGCCAAACCAUGCAGGAAUCAGCAGCACUUCAAGGUUAAACAUCAAAAAUAGUUAUUUGUUCCUUGCAGUUUAUUUAUUUGGACUAUUUUGCAUAUUUUCAGUUUUCUUCUCCUACAAAAGUCGGGUUUCUUGUAUAAAACAAGGAUAAAAACAGAGAUUCUGUCUGUAAAAGAAAAGUAUAGAUAUUUAAUUUUAGUUUUAUCAAAUGUACCAUUUGGACACCAAAAUGUAAAAGUGUAUAGUCAAUUUAACGGUGCCUCGAGAGUCCUUAAAAUCUCAUUGCAAGAAGGAACAUGGUAAGCAAUGCAUUUCCCCUGGAGGAUCAAUAAAAUAUUCUGUUCUAUUGCA
Poecilia reticulata (guppy) is the source of this 1973-nucleotide messenger RNA. RefSeq lists its product as uncharacterized. Gene Ontology annotation, cellular component: membrane. Lineage: Eukaryota; Metazoa; Chordata; Actinopteri; Cyprinodontiformes; Poeciliidae. The record is from RefSeq and is a predicted model, not a curated record.